Messenger RNA from Verruconis gallopava, 2206 nucleotides. RefSeq lists its product as uncharacterized. Lineage: Eukaryota; Fungi; Ascomycota; Dothideomycetes; Venturiales; Sympoventuriaceae. The coding region runs from base 262 to 1977 and encodes 571 amino acids. Gene Ontology annotation, cellular component: membrane. The transcript has 6 exons. Gene Ontology annotation, molecular function: carbohydrate:proton symporter activity. The record is from RefSeq and is a predicted model, not a curated record. Gene Ontology annotation, biological process: carbohydrate transport; transmembrane transport.
GGUGGUGCAGUUAUCGUACAAUCGGCACGGUCAUGCGAGCCUCUUUCAACCGGUCUGCAGUACUCCGAGUCAAAGUUGGGGAUCGUAGAUUGCGCUAGUCAUUUAAUCGAUUACUCUAUAUAAGAGUCUUGUGCUGCUGAUCUCUCAACCUCGCUCAAGUUGAUCCCGUUUUACACCGCGGUUUGCGGAUUUCGAUCAUAUUCUUAUCAUUGACUGAUAUUUCGCCACAUUGAUUGAGCACAACUGGUGAACUACUCAAUCAUGGCAGAGAAGCUGGACCUCAAGGCCGAAACUGCUCGCCUGGAAGAUGAACAACUUGCGGGUCAGAUGCUGUUUGAGACAGAAAAGAAGCCGAUAAAGCAAGUUCUCCGUGAGAAUCCAUAUGUUUUAGGUCUUGCCUGCUUUGCUUCGCUAGGUGGAUUUCUUUUCGGCUACGACCAAGGCGUCAUCAGCGGCAUUCUGACCAUGGAGUCGUUCGGCGAAAAGUUCCCGAGGAUCUAUUCAGACUCUGGCUUCAAGGGCUGGUUUACCUCCGUUCUGCUUCUAUUCGCCUGGUUUGGAUCCCUAUGCAAUGCUCCAAUCUCAGACAAUUUCGGUCGUAAACGCUCCAUCAUUGCUGCCGUAGUUAUCUUUGUCAUCGGUUCCGCUAUUCAGGCUGGCGCUGUCAACACAGCCAUGAUCUUUGUCGGUCGGUCUAUCACUGGAUUCCCGAUUGGAAUGUUGACUGCAACGGUCCCUCAAUAUAUGGCGGAGACGUCUGUACCAGCGAUUAGAGGUACGCUUGUUGUCUUGCAACAGCUUAGCAUUACUCUCGGUAUCUUGAUCUCGUACUGGCUCGAAUACGGAACACACUUCAUCGGUGGAACUCGAUGUGAUCCGUCCACUCCAUACUCUGGUGGCUCUCCAGGUGCAAGGACGUUUGAUCCUUAUAAAGAUGCUCCGCAUGGCUGCACUGGCCAGUCAGAAGCGAGCUGGCGAGUCCCCUUUGCCAUUCAAAUUUUCCCAGCCCUUGUUCUCGGUAUUGGCAUGCUGUUUUACCCCGAGUCACCUCGCUUCUGGCUCAUGUCAGGAAAAGAGGAGAAGGCUAUCUCGGCUUUGUCCAAGAUCAGACGGCUACAGCCGACAGACCAAAAGUUGCGCAAUGAAUUUCUGGCGAUCAAGGCAGAAGUGAUGUUCGAGCAGUCUCUCAUUGCUGAGAAAUAUCACGGAUGGACUGGCGUGCGUCUUUGGGCGGCUCAGUACGCAGCUUUGUUCUCAUCUUGGCCCAAUUUCAGAAGGCUUUCGAUCGGAUGCUGCGUCAUGUUUUUCCAGCAGUUCAUGGGUUGUAAUGCUAUGAUCUACUACGCACCUACAAUCUUUGGACAGCUAGGCCUUAGUGGGAACACCACCUCGCUCCUGGCCACCGGCGUUUAUGGUAUCGUGAACAGUUUGUCGACUCUGCCCGCCUUGUUCUUGAUCGACAAGGUGGGACGUCGCCCGCUGCUGAUGUGUGGAGCCAUGGGGACCUUCGUGUCCCUUGUUAUUGUUGGAGGCAUCAUUGCAGGCUUCUCCGAUCUUGCAUCGAACAAGGCAGCUGGUUGGGCUGGCAUCGCUUUUAUCUAUAUCUACGACAUCAACUUCUCCUACUCGUUUGCCCCAAUUGGCUGGGUCCUUCCAGCUGAACUGUUCAAUCUCGGCGUCAGGUCCAAGGCCAUGUCCUUGACCACAUCCGCGACCUGGAUGUGCAACUUCAUCAUCGGCCUGGUUACACCCGAUAUGCUCAAGACCAUCAAGUACGGAACGUACUUUUUCUUUGCCGCGUUUUGCUUGCUGGCCUUCGCCUUCGUCUGGGUCUUCGUGCCGGAGACGAAAGGUAGGAGUCUUGAGGAUAUGGAUAUGGUCUUUGGGGACGAGGCUGCGCACAUUGAAAAAGUACAUCUUGUACGCAUCGCACAGGGUCUUCAAUAUGAAGAACGGAACCGGACUGAACAAGCGUGAAUGGAUUGCGAAAGGAAGCGGCUCGUCUGCAAUAGAGAAGGGCCUACGCUCUCGACGGGCCCGAUGUGACGUAGCUGGAUAUGACAGCCAUAAAAUGAACGAGAAAAUUUUCUUUCUGAGAGAGGCACAAGUCAAAGCUUUAAGAAUAUUCUUCAUUCAAAAUGCUCAUCAAUUCUUGUCGCUCCAACGCUAUGCAAUAAAAAAAGCCAAAGCAAGAUUCCUUUCGUCA